Molecule: messenger RNA, 942 nt
Organism: Hyposmocoma kahamanoa
Lineage: Eukaryota; Metazoa; Arthropoda; Insecta; Lepidoptera; Cosmopterigidae
Exons: 5
Coding region: 1-942 (313 amino acids)
Source: RefSeq, a predicted model, not a curated record
AUGGGUGUUGCAACGGAGUUUGAAACCUUUGAACAACAGUGUCUGGAACUCAUUCGAGAAUUUCAAACAAUAAGUUCAUCCGAGCAUCACCUCCGUGAGGCGUUGCGAGCCGAAGCAACACGGGCGGAGGUGGCGGAGGCCGAACGCGACGCAGCGUUGCGACUAAAGGUCGAAGCCUGCGGCAACGCCGCUGCCGCCGCUUCUGGCGCUGCACAAGCUGCAGCAACACUCACCAAAGUGCUGGAUGAACUGGCUGCCACGAAGAUGCAGUUUGAACUAGCCGAGCGUCACAGAAUAAUUCUGGAAGAAAAAUGUUCUGGAAUGUCUACAGAAAGGGAAGAAUUGCAAAGGGAAGUACACAAGUUAAGACCCCUACAGAGUACGCAAGAGAAAAUUCAGCGCCAAUACGUAGAGCUACAAGAGAAAACACAAAAUGCUGUAUGCGAAGCUCGAAGGGAAGCAUCUCGUUUAGAAGACGAGCUUCGAAGAGUAGAAAAAUGUGCAAGUGCUGGAAUGGAAAUAAGGAACCGAGCACGAUUGGCGGCAGCGGCACUCGUGCGCGAGAGACGCUUGGCGGCCGCUGAACUGCAGCAUGCUACACAUGAAUUACAUAAUGCUAAAGCGGAAGCAACAAAGCUUGGAGCUUUAGUAGCGGAUUUGCAAUGCCGUGUGACGAACUCAAGUAGCACAUUAAAUUUGAAGACAAAAGACCCUAAUGAAGAAGCGUUGAUAGAAUGCCGAGCCGCACUUGAGGCGGAACGAGCUGGUGCAACACGUUUAGAGCGAGCCCUGGCGUCAGCUCUUGCUGACAACGCGGCUCUGGCCGCUCAGCUCCAUACCGCUGAUAAUGAUACCACGCUCUUACCAGCUUCACCUCGUCCAUCAACUGAUCUUUUUACGAACGUAUGUCCCAUAGAUUCCUUUCUUGGUGAAUACAAUUAA